This is a messenger RNA of Neogale vison (American mink), 1353 nucleotides long. RefSeq names its product kallikrein related peptidase 5 (gene KLK5). Gene Ontology annotation, molecular function: serine-type endopeptidase activity. The transcript has 6 exons. Gene Ontology annotation, biological process: proteolysis; extracellular matrix disassembly; positive regulation of antibacterial peptide production. The record is from RefSeq and is a predicted model, not a curated record. Lineage: Eukaryota; Metazoa; Chordata; Mammalia; Carnivora; Mustelidae. The coding region runs from base 129 to 1013 and encodes 294 amino acids.
AACUCAGGCUGAGUGCCCAGAGCCGAGGAGGAGGUGGCUGCAGGACGGCACAGACCUGAGAAGUCUGUGGCUGAGCUGGGAGCCCGUUCCCCACCCCCUACCUGGGGGACUCGGCAGGUGCAGUGGCCAUGGCUCCAGCAGGACACCCCUGGAUGUGGAUGGCCGGUGCCCUGAUCACAGCCCUGGUGAUGGGAGUGACAGAACCUGUUCUUGCAAAUGAUGCUACCUCCUGCGACAACCCCUCUGACACCGGACCCUCUGGAAGCACUCGCGACAUUGGAGGUGGGGCCAAGGAGGACACCAGGGCAGACGAAGGCAGCAGCAGCCGCAUCGUGAAUGGGUCCGACUGCGAGAUGCACGCCCAGCCGUGGCAGGGUGCGCUGUUGCUGCAGCCCAACCAGCUCUACUGUGGGGCCGUGCUGGUGAAUCCGCAGUGGCUGCUCACAGCAGCCCACUGCCGGAAGCCAUUUUACAGAAUUCGCCUUGGCCACCAUUCCCUGUCACCCGUUUAUGAAACUGGGCAGCAGUUGUUCAAAGGGAUCAAAUCCAUCCCCCAUCCUGGCUAUUCCCAUCCCGGCCACUCCAAUGACCUCAUGCUCAUCAAACUGAACAGAAAAAUUCGUGAGACUCAGGCUGUUAAACCCAUCAACAUCUCCCCUCACUGUCCCACUGCUGGGACCAGCUGCUUGGUUUCUGGCUGGGGAACAACCAGCAGCCCCCACGUUAAAUUCCCCAAGGUCCUCCAGUGCUUGAACAUCACUGUGCUAAGUGCCGACAGGUGCAGGAAGGCCUAUCCAGGACAGAUAGAUUCCACUAUGUUCUGCGCUGGCGAUGAGGCGGGAAGAGACUCCUGCCAGGGUGAUUCCGGGGGACCUGUGGUCUGCAAUGGCUCCCUACAGGGCCUCGUGUCCUGGGGAGACUUUCCCUGUGCCCAACCAAACAGACCCGGUGUCUACACCAACCUCUGCCAAUUCACUAAGUGGAUCAAGGACACCAUUCAGUCGAACUCAUGAGGCAUCCCAGGACCCAGCAUUCUGGUGUGCCCCACCCACUGCCGUCAUCACUCCUGCAGGGACCAUGACACUCCCUCCAUACCCGUUCCUUCUUGAGGAUGUUGGGGUUGUUAAUCUCUCCAACCCCUCCCCAAGUCUCCUGGAAUCAGGUCCCCCUUCCCUAGCCCUGGGCUGACCCUGUCUUUCCAGUCAGGUCCUAGAGAGAAUUUCCCAGAAAGACCAAGGUGAGGGCUGCACCUCAGUCUCCCCCAUGCUUCCUUCCUCAGGCCCAGGGGCUAUCCUUGUUCAGCAGCUAUGACCCAAAUUUGGUCCCAGAAAUAAAGCAUCUGAGGAGAAGUGA